Messenger RNA from Closterium sp. Naga37s-1, 1069 nucleotides. The record is from the annotation of a GenBank genome assembly. Lineage: Eukaryota; Viridiplantae; Streptophyta; Zygnematophyceae; Desmidiales; Closteriaceae.
CUUCAUAUUCGUGGGCAUAGCCGUGCAGUUAACUUGCCUCAAGCUCGGGUGGGCGCCCUGGAGGGGCACGGAUCUCAAUGACGAGGCGCUCUUUCUGCUCAUCAACCAGUCGGUGCGAACGGCAUCAGGGAUAGCCAUCGUGUGGUUUGUCGCGCGCCCCUUCAACCCACUCUCCACCGACCUUUUCCACUGGGGUUUCGAGGACCCAUUCAGUUGUCGCAAGGGGUGGUUGUCAUGGGCCGGCGUGGGCGUCUUGACUGCUGGGCUCGUAGUUUUCGCCACUGCCACCGCCACAACGGCACUAUCAGGAGGGAUUGACCCGCCUAGAGAGGACGCAGAUGCGUUGGUGCAAGUGUUGCCCAUAAUCGCCGCCUCCCCCUUCAGCACCGGUGCGCUCAUCUUCGUGGCCGGUGUGCUCGCCCCCAUCCUCGAAGAAACCAUCUUUCGAGCCUUCCUCCUCACUUCCCUGACAAAAUGGAUGCCUGUUCCUCUGGCGGUGGCAGGUAGUGCGUGCGCCUUUGCUGCUGCCCACAUGACUCCCAACAAGCUCCCUGUCUCCUCCUGCCCUCUUCCCUUUUUUUCUCCCUCAUUCCAUCAGGAUGCCUGUUCUUCUGGCGGUGGCAGGAUGCCUGUUCCUCUGGCGGUGGCAGGUAGUGCGUGCGCCUUUGCUGCUGCCCACAUGACUCCCAACAAGCUCCCUGUCUCCUCCUGCCCUCUUCCCUUUUUUUCUCCCUCAUUCCAUCAGGAUGCCUGUUCCUCUGGCGGUGGCAGGAUGCCUGUUCCUCUGGCGGUGGCAGGUAGUGCGUGCGCCUUUGCUGCUGCCCACAUGACUCCCAACAAGCUCCCUGUCUCCUCCUGCCCUCUUCCCUUUUUUUCUCCCUCAUUCCAUCAGGAUGCCUGUUCCUCUGGCGGUGGCAGGAUGCCUGUUCUUCUGGCGGUGGCAGGUAGUGCGUGCGCCUUUGCUGCUGCCCACAUGACUCCCAACAAGCUCCCUGUCUCCUCCUGCCCUCUUCCCUUUUUUUCUCCCUCAUUCCAUCAGGAUGCCUGUUCCUCUGGCGGUGGCAGGUAG